Pelobates cultripes (western spadefoot toad) is the source of this 17441-nucleotide messenger RNA. Lineage: Eukaryota; Metazoa; Chordata; Amphibia; Anura; Pelobatidae. The record is from the annotation of a GenBank genome assembly.
AUGUUGUAUCUGCAGGGCGCCGUUGAACCCAUGCAGAUCGAUGCUGACCCUCAGGAUGAACAGCAGAAUGUUCCAGACAUCAACUAUGUAGUGGAAAAUCCAACACUGGUAUGUAUCCAUUACCACAUGGUGCGUAAGCCAACUCUUUAUGUGUCUAGUAUCUACCUGUACCUACCUGUCUCAGAGCUCUAUAUACAAGUGUGCUGAAGAAUCUGACUCUAGUAUUGAGCAGGAGUGCAAAACCCCAGGUUCAAGUGCUUGUAACAUCCAAUGGAGAUAUAGUAAUUUUCACUGUUUAAAUUGUCACAUGUUGAAGGCAAUAUUCUUUUUAUUAAACUUCUCUAAGCUGCGGCAUGGCUGCAUCAUCAGCUGUGCUAGACCCUUCAAACUACACUUGUCACUUUAAAAUCUAUUCUCUUUGAGACAUGUCCAGUUAAUCUGGCAUUCCAGUGUAGGUGUUUAGACAAAUAUUUAUUUAGAAUGUGUUGUCCAUCUCUCUGGAACGUGAAUGGAUGGUGUUCAGGCUUUUUUCACCUUCCUCUGUAACUCUCAAUUAUUUGUGAUUCCCCGUAGGAUCUGGAGCAGUACGCUUCCUGUUACAGUGGCCUCAUGCGUAUAGAGAGAUUACAGUUCAUCGCAGAUCACUGCCCGCAGCUGCGAGUCGAGGCUCUGAAAAUGGCUUUGUCCUUUGUUCAGAGAACAUUUAAUGUGGACGUGUACGAGGAGAUUCAUCGGAAAUUGUCUGAGGCUUCCAGGUGACUGUUAGGAGAAGCAAACAUAUAAAUUAAACACAAACUGGUCAGGAACCCGCAAGAGUUCAUCGCAUAUGCAUUUGCUAUCAUAAAAUUCUCUAUUCCACAUCUUCCUGCCCUACUAGUGCAGCGCUCAAAAUGUCCAGUCAACACUAGCCAUUGGCGAUCCACGUUAGCGUAGGACUUGAUAUUUUAAGCCCAGUUCUCGUGCAUCUCUUGUGUCCCCAUCUCAUUAAAACAGACAAUUUCAGUGUUAAUAACUGAAGUGAAAAAUGUCAGAAAUUCCGAGUGAGUUUCAAAUUUAAGGUCAAAUUAGGAGAACUGGUUGCAUAGGUGGCAUGGAGAUUUUUUUUUCCAAGUUCACGCACUAAAACCAUUGGUAUUCCUGCAAAAACACACAUUUUCUAUCUGGACAUAAGACCAAAGAUAGAUCUAGUAGUGCUGAGAGACAAAAUGUAUCCUUUGAAUAAUUUAAAGGGACACUAUAGUCACCUGAACAACUUCAGCUUAAAGGGACACUCCAGGCACCCAGACCUCUUCUGCCCAUUUGAGUGGUCUGGGUUCCAACUCCCACUUCUCUUAACCCUGCAAAUGUAAUUAUUGCAGUUUUUUAGAAACUGCAAUAAUUACCUUGCAGGGUUAACUCCACCUCUAGUGGCUGUCUACUAGACAGAAAACCUGUGCUAGAGCGCCGCUGGACGUCCUCACGCUGUGUGAGGACCUCCAGCGUCGCUCAAUUCCCCAUAGGAAAGCAUUGAAAAUCAUUUUCAAUGCUUUCCUAUGGUGAGCUUGUAGCGGAGAGCUGAUUUCCCACAGCCUAUUUCCACUAGUAAUCCCAGAAAGGCUCAGGAACAAGUAGUAAAUCCAAUAGAGUAGCAGGCACAAUCAGCAAAACAAUCCAGUAAUAUCCCAUCACCUUUCCCAAUAACUGGACGACACACAGUAUCAGGAGAAGAACUGAGGCUUUAUUUCACAUACCCUGCUUUUAUGCGGUUCUCCCCUACAAGGGAGACACCCACAAUAAUUACUACAGUAACCAAUCAAAUAGACGUUACCUCCCACACAUCUCCUCCCCUCAGCUUAACAGAUAAAACAAUUAAAAUGUACUCAUUUUUCCCCAAUUCUUGGAUGUACCUCAAAUAUAUUAGGUACACCCCUAAGUGGUAUUCCAUGUUAGCCCUGAUCUGGGUGAGCAACAUAUUCAAAAAUCACCCAGAUCGGACCAGGGGUUCGGGAGUUAUGUGGAAGUAAAGAUUUGACCGACCGCACAGGCAAAGUAGCCGAAAACAAUUCCAUAGGUUUAGGCCUUGCGGUCGGUCUCUGUUUGUGCAUUGAAAGUCCCGAAAAUGUCAUCCAGGGUUGAGCUGGCAUUCGGAUGAAUCCCCUGGUUCGUGGGAUUCAUCCUACCGAAUGGCGGACCGUUCGGGAGUUUCAAUCGGUAGUUUCUGGAGCCCUGGAGGUCUUAGCAGUGUUCGGGUAGUCGAGUGUCCGAUUUGAGUUCCAGACACUCGACGACCAAACACCGCUGUUCGUGUGUUAAGAUGGCCGCUGCCAUGUGUUCGCCUGCCGAAAUGGCGGCCACCCAUGGAUUACAGCAAAGCGUUGGUGCUUUUUAACUAGGGGAAUGUAAUGGACGAACAGGGAGGUUAAGUACAGCCACACUUCACAUCAGGGUGGUCCGGUUGUUCGGUACUUUGGUUCAGAUGGUGAAUGCAGCUGUUCAAUGCAGAUUUGUAUGGAUUUUUACCGAACAACCGGACGAAUGCUAUUAAGGUAUCAUACAUUCACAGGAAAGUCUCUAUAAUAAGUUCAUACGGAAACCUUUUAUGUUCAAAUAAGAAAUACAAAGGAAAUGUGUUGGACAGCCAGAGGGGUUCUGCUACAGAGCUGUAAUGUGCAUGCGCGCGCAUGCGCAUUAGGUCUCCCCGGCCGGUGGGCGGGAUCAGUCUCGUCCACCGGCCGACGUAAUGCAGAGGGGGAGUGGCGGCGGAGGGAGAAGCAGCGACGUGGGACAUGUCGCUGCCUCUGGAAAGUCACUGAAGGGGUUUUCACCCCUUCAGCAACCGGGGAUUGGGGGGUGAGAGGGAGAGGGGAACUGCAGUGCCAGGAAAACAGACUGUUUUCCUGGCACUGGAGUUUCCCUUUAAUGAGGUUCUGAGAAAAUACAGUGUUUACAUUGAAAGCUAGGAACACCUCCAGUUGCAGUCACUCACAGUGAACAAGAGGGACUUAGGAGUUUAUAGAGGCAUAACAUGCCUCCAUCCACUCAGAUCUUCCGUCAGCAGAGCACAGGGCAACACUGUGCACAGCAUCCUGUGAUUCAGUAUCUCCUCCCUCUGCAUGCAGACACUGAACUUUCCUCAUAGAGAUUCAUUGAUUCAAUUCAUCUCUAUGAGGAGAUGCUGAUUGGCCAGGGCUGUGUUUGAAUCAUGCUGGCUCUGCCCCUGAUCUGCCUCCUUGUCAGUCUCAGCCAACCCUAUGGGGAAGCACUGUGAUUGGAUCAGGCUACCACAUGUCAGCAGACUGCUUGUUUUUCUGAGUUUGACAGCAUGCAGAUUUACAGCUUCAGGCUUGAAUACAGUAAGAUUUUUAAUAUAUUUAUGGAGGCAUGAGGGCCCAGGGGGCUAGAUUGUGGUGUUAACACUAUAGGGUCAGGAAUUCAUGUUUGUGUUCCUGACCCUAUAGUGAUCCUUUAAACAUAAUUCUAUUUUCUUAGUGAAAUAUAUCAAAGGGAAAGAGAAGAAGAGCCAAGAAAGGCCCGCAUUGGGGGGAGAGGGAAGGUGAGGACAGUAAGCAUGUUCCUGCCAACACACAUAUAUAGGAAACCAGAAUUCUAGGAGAAAUGGCGCGCAGAGACAGCUGGCUUGUUUCAUACAUAUGUGGGCACUAAAGACGAUGUACAUAUUUCCACAUGAUAUAUCCUUUACUUGUGUUCAUGAUUCCCAUGGGUUCACCUGUGCAGAAAGCAUCCUACAGGUCCGUCCAAAUUUAUCAAGACACAAUGAUAAAGAAAGCAUUAAAUGAAUACAUUCUACCCCUUCUUCCUCAUUGCAUGCAGGGAAUUACAAAAUGCCCCAGAUGCAGUGCCCGAGGGCUCAAUGGAACCUCCACCCCUGGACACUACGUGGGUGGAAGCAACACGCAAAAAGGCUCUUCUAAAGCUCGAGAAACUAGACACCGAUCUGAAGAAUUACAAAGGGAAUUCUAUCAAGGAAAGCAUCCGGUGAGAUCCAGUAAAACUCACAGGAAAUCGGCUAGCACGAUGGCUAACAAGAAUAUUCGAACAGCUUCUAUAAAAUAUUAUUUACUUGUUUGUUUUUGUCGUGUUUGUGCAGGAGGGGUCAUGAUGAUUUAGGAGAUCAUUACUUAGACUGUGGGGAUCUGAGCAAUGCUUUAAAAUGCUACUCGCGAGCCCGGGACUACUGUACCAGUGCCAAGCAUGUCAUCAACAUGUGCCUAAAUGUCAUCAAGGUGAACUUUGAAAUCCUCGCUUUCUGUCUCUGCUCCACAUCGAAACACUCCACCUUUCUCUCCGUUUAGUAGUUGCUUUUUUUCCCUCUUUGUCCUAUGCUCUACUUUCACCGUUUUCUCAUGCUUCCUCUUGUUACAGGUCAGCGUUUACCUCCAGAACUGGUCCCAUGUCCUCAGUUAUGUUAGUAAAGCUGAAUCAACUCCUGAAAUUGCAGAGGUGAGGACUAGAAAUUUGUAAUUCGAACACCACAUAACCCAGUCUGACUCAGUUGUGGGAGUGGAAGCACCCUCUAGUGGCCGUCAGGAAGACAGCUGCUAGAGGUAUGUUUAGCCCUGCAAUAAAAUCUGCAAUGUUUUACAUUAGUGGACUCACAUGACAGCACAACUUUAUCCAGACCACUACAUAGAGAUAAAAUGGUCUGGGUGCCUGUAUAGGUUAAACACGGAUUGGAAUUACUUGCAAUGCCGGUUGCUUUUUCCAAGGGCUUCCUCGACAACCAUGUAGAGUCUAUUAUGUAUAUCGGUUUGUUGAUAUAACACAGCUAGCUAAUCCUGAGAUAACACGCCGUUGGAGGCUUAAGAAGUAUUGCUCUGUUCCAUUCCCUGCAGUAGUCUUGAGUGAAAAUAAACGUUAAAACUGUAUUGGCCCAUACUGUUAAUUUAUCCACUAUUCCCUUUGUUAUAUUUUAUGAUCUACACGGGGCUCCUGUGACGGAGUCGUGCUUGACCUCACUCAGAGAGCAAUGUUUUCUAGAGUCCUAUAAUGAUUUGGUGGAAGGAGAAACACUAGGUUAAUACAAGGAUCCCUAGUGUUUAAAGAAAAAAAAUAUAAGCGGAAAAACUUCAUAUUCGCUUUAUCAAAGUUUCCAACUUCCACAAAAUAAUGUUGGUUAGUUUUGGAGCACUCAAACAGUGGUACAAUAUUAAACGGUUCUAGAUAACUAAUUAGAGUGGGUAUGAAUUAUAUUCAUAGACAUUUAUAUACUGCUGGCACACUCGUGUAUUGUACCCCAACACACAAUAUAGAAUUAAAAAUGUAAAUCAGAGUGGAGCAGUGAAAUACUCCAAAGUAACAAAAACAAUGUUUAGGUGAAAAACCAAAGCAAGUUGAAGUAGCUAAGGAUAUAAAAGUGCUGUGAUUAUACGUAAUAAUUAACAGAUGGUGCCAGAAACAUGAUGGUAUAGGAAAUUUUACAGUAGAGUGACAAUGACAUGGGCAAAUAGAUGUCUGAAUAUAACUACUAGUAACCUAGUUCAUAGACAGUAGUGUAUAGUGCUUGUACCAUAUAAAUAGACACAAAUGUAGAGAAACCUAGAGAUUUGGUUAACUGUGUUUCUCUGCACAACGGACUGUAAAAAGGACUGACAAAUAACACAUGUAAAUAUCAGCCCUUAACUGUAAUAAUCCCUUGAUGUAUGAACGAGAGGAUUUCUCAAAUAUGAAACCAAGUCGUCCAUAAGCAGUAUCUGUAUAUAGCAUACUGUGUGGAUAUCCUCCACAAACCUCACUCUUCCAGUAAGAUUAAUACAGUAUCUUCUAUAUGGGUUUUAAUCCAAUGUAAAUAAUCUAACAGACCCAAUAAAGUUCAAAGAGUAUCUCGGAUUAAAACUCCUUCCUGAACUUGUAUUCCACAUGCAUCCAUUCACCUGUGAUUCUCCAGCUGCAAUCAUUACGUACUGAAAGUCUUUCUGAUAUCCAAUCCUGCUGCUUCAAAUAUCUGCAGGUCCAAUAUAUUCUGAACACUUUACUUACGGUGUAUUUUCUAAUCCAAACUGCAUCUUCUUUGUAAUCAAGCAGAACUGACAGAAUUGCUGGCUAAGACUUAAUGCUGUUUCUUUGUUUUAUUUUUCUGUAACAAUUUCAAAUUGUAAAUAUAUUGUUUCAUGAUUUUUUUUUGGUUCUUUUUUUCCAGCAAAGGGGAGAACGAGACAGCCAAACCCAAGCUGUACUGACAAAACUAAAAUGUGCUGCUGGUUAGUUUCUCAUGUUAUAUCUAUGUUGCCAGGGAUUUAGAAUGAAGUCAGGUUGAGAGCUUGCUUGCGGUACUCAAGAAGGGACAGCACAAAGAAUAAUAGGUGUGGGCGAGGGGGAAGAGGAUAGUGCUUGUAAGGAGCGUAAUUGAUGUAGUCAGAUAAACUGUCUAUAUUUGAAUAAUUCAACAAAAAUACUUCCCCUAUUUUUCCAAGCAUUACAUAGAUAAUGAAAAAAAUGACACCACAUGCACACUGCAGACAACAUUGACAUGACAAAGGAGUGUGUCUGAGCAGGAACCAUAAAGUUUUAAAUAAAAAAACCUUAAAGUUUAAAAAAGUAAAACUAGAAAUGAGAACAUAUCUGAGAUGCUGGUCAAUAAAUAUUAUCUGCUUAAGAUGGAACAAUAAGUAGCGAGAUUGUCUUACUGUAAGGGAGAAUGUCGGGUAUCGAUAGUGUGGCGGAUACUCUGAUGGGAAGAGGGGUGUUCUUUUCCCCCAAUCUGAGUAGAGCUGCAAUAAUCCUGGAGGCCAUGAUCCUAAAACGUAGUGAAAUAGCUGUUAUCGCUGUUCCCUACAGACACGAGACGAGGCUCUGUGUUGAGGGUAAAACUGGAACUGCUUUAAUGGGAACAGCUGGCCUUUUAUGCAAGUCCCCAUGCAAGGGGUUUCUGGUGACACAUUCCAGGGGCAUUCCCCACUGGACCUGAGAGGGGACAGCAACAUAGGCGCACACAUAUAAUUACAUUGCCUCUCAGGUCCAGGACAAGCCUAAAAAAAAUACCUCAAAAUAUAUAUUUAACAGUGAGAUAUCCCUUCAAGUUCUAUAUCCCAUAAUAGCCUGGGUCUGAGCGCCCAACAUAUCCUGAAAGCGCUCAGAUCCCACGAACGCAACCGAAACGCCACCGGGGUAUAGUUUAGACCGACUACACACGAGGUGCCUGCCUAAAAUUGUUCCAUGAAAUCAGGCUGUGCAGUCGGUCUCUUUCGGGAAUAUCAAAUACACAGUCUUUAUGUACGAAUAACAGUUCGUGCAUAUGCUCCCAAAGUAUCUGUGGUUCGAGGGAUGUUUCUACUGAAUGCCGCUUUGUUUGUAUAAAUAGUGCCGACCAUAUUUGGGUAUGGAAGUCUUAGGGGUGUUUGCGCCGUUAAGUGUCCGAAUUUUAGUUCCAUACACUCGACGACCAAACACAGCUGUCUGUGUUCGUGUCCUAAGAUGGCCGCCGCCACGUUUUCGCACAUCCGAACGACGACCACCCAGCCAGUUACGGACGUGUUGGCAGAGGUUAAUGGGGUCAACAAGCGGCGCACUCCGCAUAUGGGUGGUCUGUCGUUUGGUAGAUUAUUCAGCAUUCCAAUGGGGCAAAGUUAACAAAUGUGAUGGAUGUAUUUUACCGAACAAACAGGCGAAGGGAGCCAAGAGCUGUAAAAUCCAGGGACAGGGAGGUCUGUCACAGGUAGUACAUACAAUGAAGCAGUGUACGGCCAUCCGAUCUUACUAUAGGAGCUUUCCUGUAUUCAUAGAGAAUAAUAAAUGUUGAAUGUCCACUUUGGAUGUACAUAAAGCUUGAUGCUAGUGUAUUUAUGGUGAUAGAGGAUUGUUGUUAAGGACGUCAUGUAUAAUUAAUUCAUACAAGUGAAUGUGGUAAGUGAUGCAUCUCUUGAUAUUUUGGUUUGGUUUUAGGUUUAGCAGAAUUAGCUGCUCGGAAAUAUAAACAAGCAGCAAAAUGCUUCCUACUAGCGUCUUUCGAUCACUGUGACUUUCCCGAGGUAAGUGGCUACCUCAUCCCUUUAACUCUGAAUUCAUUGUCUCUGUGCUGUAUACCUGGGCCGUGGUCCUGACGCUUUGUCGUUGACGUUCUCCUUAGCUUCUUUCAUCCAGUAAUGUUGCUGUGUACGGGGGACUUUGUGCUUUAGCCACUUUUGAUCGUCAAGAGCUUCAGCGAAAUGUCAUCUCUAGCAGGUAUGAAAAAACAAGGAAGGUGUUUGCCAACAAUGUAAUCCUGUUUGGUAUUGUGAUCUAUUGCACUAAUUCUUUAUUAUUGAUUUUUUUUUUAUUUAUUUUUUUGCCUCUUAAAGCUCUUUCAAGCUGUUUCUGGAGCUGGAACCUCAGGUCCGAGACAUUAUCUUUAAAUUCUAUGAGUCUAAGUAUGCUUCGUGUUUGAAGAUGCUGGAUGAAAUGAAGGUAAUUUGUUUUACUGUCCUCACAUUUUGCAAUUACUGAACUGCACGUUCUCUUUUCUUCUUUUUUUUUUUUUCUAAUUCUGUCCAAUGUGUCUUGGUACUAUCUCCUCAAUGCUUAAAAACCUUUCAAAGUAUCUAAUAAGGUGUGUGUAUAUGUGUGUGUGUGUGUGUGUGUGUGUGUGUAUAUAUAUAUAUAUGUAUAUAUAUUGUGUUUUUUCAGCUGUCUUGCAAGUCAAACUCUUUCAUCACAUAGUCUAUUUCAUACUUGAGCACAGUCCCCAUCUUCCAAAGUCUCAAUCUUUUGCCAUUUCCAUGUCUUUCCCCCCGAGCCGCCUUUUUUUAAAUUUAAUUUCCUUGUAAUCUUUCAGUGCAUUUCACCCAUGUGCAAACCCGCCAUCCACUCCUCUUUCCCAAGGCCAAACCCCAUUUAUUUGUGCCACUUUCUGUGUUCAUUACCUUCAAUCUGAGUCGUGAUGCCGUUAUCAAAGCCUUUUCCUUAGUGCGUUCCUCUCUCCCUCUGCCAAGUCCUAACUUGUUCCUGUCUGUGUACUGUUAAUCACAUUGACUCUUGACUGUGUUGUUUAUUUAUGUUUUAAAGCUUUAGAUCUAAUUUGACCUGUUUGUCCCUGCAGGAUAACCUCCUUCUUGAUAUGUACCUAGCACCUCACGUCCGGAUAUUAUACACUCAGAUCCGGAACAGAGCCUUAAUUCAGGUAUCUGUAACACAUUCUGUUGGCGCCUCUAUUUCCUGCUGCCUGCUGUGUCCUUUUCCCUUCUUCUGUUUCUUGUCAUUUCUUGUGCUGCCUGUGCAGUUGGCAUCCGCGCGUCGCCUGCUGCUUUUCUGCAAUAUUUGGAUUUCUGCCUUCAUGCUGGUGCGUGUCCUUUCUGCUUAUCUGUAUCUUCUGUUCUGUCCUCGCCAAAUUUUUAUUUUUUUGAAAAUAAUUUUUUUGAGUUGCAGGACCCAUUAAAAGGACAUUAAUACAAAACGACAUAAUCAGAGUGGAUUUUUUUCCCCACAGUUUGUUUAGAGCUUCACGUGCAGAUGAAUGCUAGUUUUAGAGCCUCUGAGUUUCUUUGAUUGUCCUAUUCUUUGAGAAUGCAUGACUUGCAUCCUAUUCGUCCCAUUAAGUUGUUGUGACCAGUAGGAUUACCAAUAAAUAUGUGUGUGUGCGUAAAUAAAUCUUUUUGUAUGUACUGACGACAGACAAAAACUUUUGCGCAGAAGUGACAUUAGUUCUGGGCUGCCUAAGAUAAAUGUGCCGGUGGUAUAAAUAUCUCUGGGUGUGCUGCGUUUGAAUCCGAAAUACUGCACAUAGAGAUACCUACCACCGUGACCACUUCUAAUAGCAGAAAUGGACAUGGGGGUUGGAGCAACCUGUUGAGUGUAAGGUGCGAUUCACUGCUGUAUUCUGUAUUCCAUGUCAUGAAAAUUCGAUGUGCCUAGUUUACACACAUUUUGGUAUUGACUGCAUAGUGCUCUAUUUUACAUUUGUUAAAUUUUACAAAGGAGAAUUAUUUAUUUGCAAAUGCCGGUGUCAUAAAUAUAAGACUGAGCCUUGGUAUUAAAGAAUGUUUCAAUAUGUACAUCUGCUUCUACAGCGUAUAGAUACAUGUUUCUUUCUCAGGCGCUACACUCACUUUGUAAGGGGAGAUAUUUCCUUUACAUCUUGCCACUGUUUGUACAUAUUGUUUUGUCGUUAGCAGUCACUGUGUUGGUUCAUGGUAAAACUCUUUGUAUACUAAGCAUCCAGUGGGACUUUAAAGGUGGUACACACUGUACGCACGGCAUAGAUUUUCCACUCCGUGUCCUCAACCCCCUUUGGCUCCAUACAGUUUUUCUGAUCUCGCUCAUCGCCAAGAAUCUACUUUUCCCCUCAAGUAUAUCUUCUGGCGGGGGCAGCUAAAAUGGACGCUCCAGUAAUUAAUACAACUUUAUUGCAUAGGUUGUAGUCUCAUUACUCAGUCUCUUUAACGUUGUAUUUUUGCAUUCUCACAUCCUUAUAGUACAAAAUGGCAAUAAGCCUGCCUCCUUGGCCACACCCCCUCAUGCCAGAAAGACUUCCUUAUCAAAUGUAUGUACACAGCUCAGCCCCAAUAGCACUGAGUGAUCUGAACUACAAAGCAACCUGCAUUAGAAAGGAGAUGGCACCCUUAAAGAGAGAUAGUAAGGAUAUCACUACGUGGUUGGUAGGCCAAAGCAUAUCAAGUGCAUUAAAAUUGUAUUGGUGCUCGAAGUGUCCCUUUUAAUUUGACCCAAUUCAAUAAAAUAAGUAAGUCUGCAACCCUAAGGAAGAAAAUCUGGUUGUUAAUGCACCAUCGCAAGUGGACCUACCAAUAUUUUGAUCUUUGAGGCUUGACAGAUACCACUGAAGUCCAGAUGUUUCCUUGACUUUGUGGGCUGGGGGAAGGUAUAAGUCACAGAUUUACUUUUUUAGCGUUGUGGAACUAUGCAGUAUGGUACUUGCUUCCAGUAUAACCUCCAUGCCCUUUACAUCAAUAGCAUUCUUCACACUCUACUUUCCCAACUUUCCAUUUAUCUUUUCCUCUGCUUUAUUUGUGUUCAACCAUAUCUUGUCCUCAGUAUUUCAGCCCGUACGUCUCUGCAGACAUGUACAAAAUGGCAACCGCAUUCAACACUACCGUGUCUGCACUGGAAGAUGAAUUGACUCAGCUCAUCCUAGAAGGGUUAAUAAACGCACGUAUCGACUCACACAGCAAGGUAAGCUGUCCAGUAGCUUGGUUAGAGAUAGCGAUCCUCGAAACAGGCUUUUUCAAUUUUUUUUUUUUCCUCUAAUAGAUCCUGUACGCGAGAGAUGUCGACCAGCGUAGCACAACGUUUGAGAAAUCCUUGCAAAUGGGACGAGAAUUCCAAAGAAGAGCCAAAGCUAUGAUUUUGCGUGCCGCUGUCCUGCGUAACCAGAUCCACGUGAAGGUGUGUGUACUGUUGGACACAAUCUAAUGAUCAGAGAAGAGAAUCUGUUUAUCCUCCGAUAUUGUAUUUAUGUUCUCCGUCACUAUUUUGAUGCUACCUAUUUUCUUUAUUUUCUGAUUUUUAACUGAUCUUUAAGACCAGGUGCAGAUUGAAAAUUCGAAUUUUGCUGUCUCCCCCCUAGAUUUCUUACAAGAGCUUGUAAUAUACAGGUACCAGAUAUUGUGAGCGACCUUUUGCCUUUGGAUCUUUAUAACUUUUUUUUUUCAGGUGGUCUCUCUGCAAUUUACCUUUUCAGUAGACUCGUCUGGUUGAUGAACCAUUAAAAACUGUAGCGAAGAAAAAAGGUUUUACCCCAGGAAAAGAAAAGAAAAUCAAAUUAGGGUAGCACUUUAUUUUCUGGCAGAUUUUGCUGGAAAAAGCAUUUUCACAGAAUAUAUUCUAGAUUUGGAGGAAGUCCGAGACCUGAACUCAAGUCUACAGAUGAAAUACAUACUGUCCAUAGGUAGCAGAUUGGCAUGCCUGUCAGAGAUAUAUAUAAAAUUCUUUACAGUUUUGUAACCAAACAGUUUAGCUAUGAAUAUAACAUUAAAAGUCACAAUAUUAUGGUAGAGACGCUUCACACAUAACGUUGUUAUAUUUGUCCGAGAGCCUGUACACUUGUCACAUUCGCUGAACAAUAUCUCAUGACCUGCAGAAACAGAACUCAAAAUAACUGGUUAUUAAAUCAGUAGAACAUUCUCCCAGAUCAGAGUAUAGUUUGUGAAAGCUUAACUGUGUGUUGGUACUGGGAGGCUACAAACUACAAACCCGUUUGUAUCACCGCUUAUAAGGACAUCAGUAGCUAGAGCUAAGCUGAUUAGGCCAUGCAGAUUAGUGUCCCACUAAGGCUCGGUCUAACCUUUGGGCAAACUGAGAUUACGACCUCUCGAAGGGGAGGGGACUCCCCGGGGUAUCUGGGAGAAGCCACCAGCAACCUCCAGAUUCCAUCCAUUGCAGACAUGUCCUGGGAUGGUGUUAUCUGGGUAUCUGUAAUGUUGUGAUAAAGAAUGGAGCGUUCGGUCGGAGAAUGAGAUGGGAGAUGAUGUUUGGGUUGAGGGAAUAGAGGACUCAUUAUGAAACGUCCCUAUUGAAAGAGAUAACUACAAAGAAGAUAGGGGGAGAAGAAGAGAGGGGGAAUAAAAGGUAAUAUAUCUCUGACAGCAUUCAUUUAGCACAGUUUCCUCAAGUCGAGAAGAACACUCGAUCUCUGGGUAAUGAGAAUUCUCCAAGAAGGUUUUGAUGUUAAGUUAGACAGUUUUCUUCCUCUAUAAGUACUGUGUUCAGAAGUUCAUUUUCCUGUGCAGAGAAAAACUCUGAGAAAAGCAGUUACAGAUCUGCAGCUAUAAAUGAACAGAGAAGAGGUUCAUCCAGAAGAAGAAAAUUGUGGUUCAUAUUCAAAACUUGUUCUUCCGAAAACGCUAGAUGGACUUUCAUCUUAUUUCUACAUAUGAAAAGAGUGAACAGGUUUGUCUCCAUGGAGAUGGAGAUUAUAUGUCACUGCCAAACCUCAAAGGUGCAUUGCAUGUAUGUGCCAAUAGCCAGACACCGCAGUCAGUUUCUGAGGUUUACCAUCAGAGAUCCCAGCAAGUUCCUGCACGUUCAUUUUAAAGCACUCCCAUUCAGCCUGUCAUCUUCUGCAAUCAUCUUUUCAAAGAUUCUGUUCUAGCAACUCUACUGCAAGAGCACAGCUGGUUCAUAGAUUGGAAAACUUCUCCACUCAUUCCUACCGUCAGUAGUCUUUUUGGAUCUCAAUGGAGACCAGAAGAAAAACAAAAAAAUAUAACUAUAUUGUUAUGCUCCAAUUUUGUUCAGAAGAGCCAUGAGAGUUCUGGAAUUACUGACAUAAUCUAUUCCAGCAUUGUCUUGAGACAAUUGUCUUAAUUUCAAUUAAGAUCUCUUCAGGUGAAUAUUCUCAAGGAAUGGAACAGAGCAACAUGGUCCCUGGAUUCAAGUAUGACCGCAUGGGCAGCUGUAACUUUAGGGGUGGGUAAAGAUGCCUUUCCUGACCUCUAGGGUUCUAGCAGCUACUUCCAGCUCAGUUUGCCACUUACACCUUCACUGUGUAACCAGAAAAAAAAAAAAAACCUUGUCAAACUUCAAAAACUAAAAACAUUUUGAGAAGUUUGUUUAUUCCAUUCCUAUCUACAGAGCCCCUUUUAUUCAAGAUUUCAGAGAAUUCCACGAUAUAUGAAUUGACAUGGAGGAAUCCGGUCAGAGUGCCUUGCCAAGCAGUUCACAUCAGAAGCAAAAUCUUCUUCCGUGAGAUCUCAACUUUUCAAUGCUAGUCAAAAAACAAACCAAUGCAAGAUCAUCCCUUACUGCCAUAUUGGUGGCCAUCACGUCAGCGAAACAGUUCUGAGAAUAUCCAUAUAUGGACUCCCAUGCUGACAAAGUGGUACUGAAACCACUUCUUGAUGUUAGACCAAUAAUGUUUAACCAGUCCAACCUAUUUUCUGUCAAAAUUUGAACAAAUCACAAGGAAGAGCAGCUUCUAAAACAACUGAGUUCCAUGACCAGGGUAAAUUCUUUUUUCUGUAAAAUACGGCCUAAAGAACUUCAUCAUCACAGCUUCUCAAACUUCUGCUUCAGCUAAACAGGCCUGUAGAGCAUCAUGCCUGGUCAUGCAUAAGGUUCUCAAACCAGUUAUUCUUUAUAAGGAAACUGGCCUCUCCGUUCACCUUCUUAGCUCUUGCUAUCCGUCAAUGUUCCAUAGAACAGUAUGAAUUCUUUCCCAUUUUGGAAUAAAUUAUUUGUGCAUGGUUUGUCUUGUCAUUGCUGAGGGAUUUCUUUGUUAUUGCAACUUUAUACCUUGAGAGGAAGGAUAAAGGGGUGGAUCAAGUUACAUUUUAGUCUAAGUGCUGUCUUUCCAUUCAGACGACCAAAAAAUAAAUGCUGCGUCUAAUUAAAUGGGAAAAAAAACAGAAUUUACAUUGAGUAAGUAUUUAGUUUUUCACAGAUGCUCUAAAUAAAAUGAAAGGGUCUUUAGGGGCUUGAAUACAUAUGAAAAGCUGGGGGGAAAAAAAAGAUUUGAUUUUGUCAUUUUAGAGGCGUUUGUGACUGUUCUCGAAAUAAGAGAGCUGUUUUGUUUUUUGUUUACGGUUUCAGUAAUAUUUAAGCGCAGCUCCUGAUUAUCUUUACUUCUCGUUCACAGUCUCCUCCAAGGGAAGGAAGUCAAGGAGAGCUGACACCGGCUAACAGUCAAACCCGACUCAGCACCAACAUGUGACCGCGUCACUAGCCAGCCCUCCGCCACCUUUACCAAACAGCGUGGCCAGACUAUCCCCCAGAGACAUGUGACAUGCUCCACCUGCUUGCGUCACAUUCCCAUAGGCUUUCCUGUGUGUGUGAGCUUGUCAGGAGCUGCAUGACUUCUGUCUCCUCGGUUUCAUUUUAUUGGACAUGACCCACUGGUUGUCUGCAGUGGAAUUAGACAAGUAGUGAUCCAACGCUGAUCUCUCCCGGUAGUGGCAGCACAUUUCAGGACAGGGAAAGGAUUGUGGGAUUCUACACUGCAAAGAGGGCAGUCACAUUUUCAUUUAUUUUCCCUCAUUGUAUUUCUGGGUUUAACCGCUCAUGGGCCAGACACCAUCUUGCUCUCUUCUGUCUACAUCUAUAAACUCGCUUCUACUUUCAGCCACUCUGCCUCUUAUCCUUUCUCUCUUUAUUAUCCCCUGACAUUGCUAUCUUCCAUUAUGGUUUAAAUCUCUACCUCGUUUUCUCCCCCUUUCCUCCUCCUUUUUCCAUCUGUUGCUUCUUUCUCUUAUCCCUGCCUCUAUUCCUUUAGUCCAGGGCUAGGCAACCUUCGGCACUCCAGAUGUUUUGGACAGCAUGUCCCGUAAUGCUCUUACUACCAUUAUGCUGACAGAGCAACAUGGGACGUGUAGUUCACAACAUGUGGAGUGCCGGAGGUUGCUUACCCCUGUGAGUCUAGUUCUUCCUUCAUACUGUGUAACCCCCUAUAAACUCCCUUACAUGUUUUGUUUCUUUAUGUUAGUUUUGUUCCCUCCAAUAAACUUGUUCCUUUUUGCCUGCCACUCAUCCUUGACCCUUUGCUUCCCUCCCUUUUCCCCAGCUCUCCCUCUCUGAUAUGCUUUUCCCCAGCCCUUGCUAUAUAAUCCUCUAUUCCUUGGCCCUUUCCUUUGUUUUUCUGGCCUUUCCUACUUUGCUUAGUAGUUACUCGGGCUCUGUGUCACUCUCACCCCUGCCGCACUGCCCUGAGCUGCGUUCUGCAAUGCUGGAUGCAUUAUACUGGCCUAUAUAGAUAUAUUCACACCUUCAAGCAACUGGGACAUGACUGCACUUAAAAUCGAUCCAAAAAGGUCAUUUACUACCUUGAAACAUUGAUAUUUAAAUGUACCCUGUUUCUUCAGCAUUUCUGUUUUCAAUUAAAGUUGUUGCUGUUUGCGUGUUCUUUUCCCACAGUUGCAUCUCACUUUUCUUCAGUAAGGCACCCUUCACAGAUCCUGUGGAGCAGGGCUGAGCAAUGGCUGGCUGGCCAUCAUGAGAGUGGCACUCUGAAACCAGCAAACAGCUGUCAAACCAAGCUUCAUCCCACACUCUGCCAGGUGUUGCCUAAUCCUACGGCUCAUCAGAAUCCGAACAUAAAACAAUUAUGCACAGAUUUCCCCCAGAAUGUGGGAUCAGCUUGCCCCUUUUGUUCUAAGUUUAAUGAUCAGUUUUAGUUUUGUAUGCAGAGAACAAUGUUUAAGCUAGAGGAAGGUAAAAAUAACCAUAUUUUCUGUUUCCUUUAGAAUUGAGAGUCUCUGGGGGUCCUCUCGGCUCUCUGGUUAAACUAUUACCCCAUGCUGGGCCCUCUGUACAUUUUUAGAUGCUAUUCUGGUUGCCAUGGAUACGCUGGCAAGGUUUAAUUCAUCUUGUCUUCAUCAGGCUUAAACAUCUGUCUGCAGAUUUUCUUCUCUCGCUACCUUGUACGCGGUGUCUAACUGCAGCAUACAAUCAAUAUUUCAACUCUGCUUUAGGAGCCCUGUCUACAGGUGUCCAUUAAGAGUUUGUUGUUUUUUUUGAUGCUCCUAAUCUCAAAUAGACUCUGCAAUGUGCUUUAUCUUAGAACAUCAGUGGCUUUCCUUAUGGGCUACAUUUCCUUAAGGGUAAAAGAGUUCUAUCGUAAACUUGGAUUUAAUAUAUAAGAAUUUUACUCAAGGGUACCUGUUGGUGGCAGUCAAUCUCAAAAUAAAGACAUCAAUUUUUGGUUUUAUGUAUCACUUCGUGUAUUGUAUUAUAGUGUGAUAUCAAGAUUGUUUUAAUAAUUCCCUUCAUAAUUAAGGGAGACCCAACAAUAGUUUAGUAUUUUAAUGCAGCCCUGCAGUGAUGCAGUUUCCACGAGAAUCCCUGGUCAAAGGACAAAACUAAUCCCCCUCCUGUAGUGUCCUAUAUUAUAUUUUAGCCAGCAGUUCUUUUAGCACGAUAUGUGGCCACUUUCUUAUAUUCUGCACAUGAAUAAUGUUUAGUUGUUUCAAUGAUGUUCUGUGAAAAGAAGGAUUUCUGAUCUCGCUAUGAAUCGCUGGUAAUCUCAGUUUUUGAGAGUUAAGUAGAAUGUACAAAGAUCUGACUACAGCGAUGGGGCUUUGCAAAUAUUAAUUAGACCAGGACAGGAGCAGUACCUGGGUUGGUACUUUAAAAAAAAUUGCCUUCUCUCUUAAACAAGUAAAACAUUGAAACAGAAUGGGGUAAUCCCUAUACUUUAUCUGGUUGGUGGUAAUAGGAGAUGUGCUGGAGAAAUGCUGAUCUGGAAGACUGUUUGAAAGUUCAGAGGAAAUCUGUUAUAAAUUUUCAUUUUAUGAGAUGGAAAAUUCCUAUAAUCCAUAUAACUGCAAUAAAUAAAUCUACUGCAAGUUUUAAUAUGAUGUUAUUUCUGAAUUGCCAGGCUAUUAAAAAGUAUAUAUGUGGCCGUUAAUUGGAACACUUUUUACGGUGACAUAGAAAUGGGAUUUAACCAGGUUUUGAGUGCAUUGUAGACUUGUGUACAAAAUCUGUCCUCCUUUGCUGGCUGGAUCAAAUGCCUGGUAAUCGCUGGGCCUUGCGGAUAGACAUUUUAAACUUAAUGCACUCUCUGUUUGUUGUUAUUUUUUUUU